ACGAGUAUAUACACAAGGGUAUAGUUUAUGGAAUGAUCGUACCUUUGUCAUCUUUUUCAUCUUUUUUUUGUAUCAGUUUUUUCUGUUCUCAUGUUCCUCCUACAGGGAUCCAUUAAAAAUUCAACUAUGCCAUUAUCUCUUGUUACAAGGUAAGUAUAUGUGCUGCAAAAAAACUUGCAUAACAAGUUCGACGAGCUUGCUAUGUAUGAUGGUAUAAUAUACAUAUCUCUCUUAUUAGCAUAGACAUCGAUGCCUUUAUUGCUGAUAAAGUUUUCCUUACGAGACGUAGAACUAUUAUCACAAUUAGAGAUAGCACAUCUGUAAUAUUUAAUGUCUUUCGAAAAAAUAGUCUGGUUGUUGCACUCGAGUGUGUUAGAUGAUCAUUGUUCGCUACUUUUGAAGUGGGGAUAGCAAGUUUCUCUUCAUUAAUCUUCGACAUGGACAUUACCAAACAUUCGGGUUACAAAGAUUUUGUAUGGGCAGUUGAAUUACAUCGGGUCAGCUUGGAGCUGAUCGGUUUGUGGCCCGAAACCGAUAAAACAACUAAAGACAGUUUUCUUUCCGAUCUUCGCGUGAGCAUUAUUUUUGUUAUAGUAACUUUCUUGUCAGUUGUUCCUCUCAUAUGUUCUCUAGUACAUAUUUGGGGUGAUAUGAUUCUCAUGAUAGACAAUCUCCAAACUACUUUACCUUUGCUGAUGGUUUCGCUGAAACUAAUCAUCAUACGAUGGAAACGUACAGCUAUCUCGCUUCUCGUGAGGAUGAUGGCGGAAGAUUGGGUAGAUUUGAAGAUAGACAGGGAGAGGAACGUGAUGAUCAGACGAGCGCGAGCUGCUCGGCUGGUCGGUAUCUGCGGAUACGUUUUGAUGAUAUUCGCGUUUACCGUGCUCAUCAUUCUUCCGUCAUUUGGUCUACAUUUUCGACACAUAACAAAUCACACAAAUCAUGGCAGACUGUUACCAUUGCAAGCAUAUUAUUUCUACGAUACGGAAAAGAGCCCGCAAUUCGAGCUCACUCUUGGUAUCCAAGCCGUGACGAUGUUCCUAGGCGCGAUAACUUACACAUCAGUAGAUGCUUUCCUUGCAUUGACGAUCUUUCACAUCUGCGGUCAGUUGGAAAAUUUUAGAUACCGACUUGCCAACUUGGUCUCUUGCAAAGAUUUCGAUAGCGCUUUACGCGACAACGUGCAAACUCAUAUACGACUGAUAAGAUUCGCAGCAAAUAUCGAAGAUACAUUUACUUUACUGAUGUUGGGACUAGUAUUUUAUUUUGGUAUUGUAUUUUGUCUAUUCGGAUUUCUAUUGGUUACUGUGUUUACCGGUGACAAUAUAAGUAACAUGUCACCUCAACGAGUAUGCUUCGUGGUAAUCGGUAUUGUUACUUUAUUAGCGCAUACAUUUCUCUAUUGCGGUGCCGGAGAGAUUAUAACGAAACAAUGCAAAGCAGUGUACCGUGUUAUAUGCGAUCUGGAAUGGUACAAAUUGGAGCCAAAAAAAGGAAGAGCCUUGAUUUUACUGAUGACACGAGCCAGUGAAUCUUUUCACAUCACCGCGGGAAAAGUAUUUCCACUUACGAUGACUACAUUCUGCAGCGUAAGAGAAUUAAUAAUCUGUAAUCAAAAUAUUUUUUUGUUAUUUCAAGCGAAAUCUCACGCGGUUAAAAAUGUACAACGUGGAACUUCAGUCUUCGACAUGGACAUUUCAAAACAUUCGGGUUACAGAGAUUUUGUAUGGGCGGUCAAAUUAAAUCGUUUAGGUUUGGAACUGAUCGGUUUAUGGCCAAGAAGCGAUGAAACUACUAACAAUAAGACUAAGAUCGCUUCCGAUCUUCGCAUAGCUAUUAUUUUUGUCAUAGUGACGUUUGUUUCUGGUAUUCCCCUCAUAUGUUCUCUUAUACGAAUCUGGGGCGAUAUGAUACUUAUGAUAGACAAUAUCCAAGUUACCUUACCCUUGCUAGUGGUCUCGUUGAAACUUAUCGUCAUGCGGUGGAAACGGACAGCGCUCUUAGCCAUCGUGAAUAUGAUGGCGGAAGACUGGACGGAAUUAAAAACGGUAAAGGAAAGAGAUGUGAUGAUAGGACGAGCGCAGAUCACUCGGACGAUCGUCAUCAGUGGAUAUGUUCUGAUGAUGUUGGCGUUCGUCGUUGUCAUUGUUCUUCCGUAUUUCGGUUUGCUGUUGACAAGGCACUUGACGAAUCUCACGGAUCCGGGCAAACCGUUACCGUUGCAGACUUACUAUUUUUACGAUACAGAUCCGAGCCCGCAAUUCGAGUUGACAUACGUCAUUCAAGCCCUCACCAUCUUCUUGGCCGCUAUUACUUACACGUCGGUGGACGCUUUUCUCGGACUUACGAUCCUUCACUUCUGCGGUCAGUUGGAAAACUUCAGAGGUCGUAUAACCAUUUUAACUUCAUAUCAGAAUUUUACCUACAUUCUGAGCAACAUUGUGAUGAAACAUCUGCGGCUCAUCAGAUUUGCCAAUAUGAUUGAAGAUACUUUUACACUAAUGAUGUUGGGUUUAGUGAUCUAUUUCGCUAUUUUAUUUUGUCUACAUGGAUUUCUAUUACUUACUGUGAUCGCCGAAGAAACUUUUUCCUUUUCGCAAUUAUGUUUCCCAUUAAUGGGUAUUACUAUUUUGCUUACACAUACGUUUCUUUAUUGCGGCGCCGGGGAGAUUGUGACAAAGCAAUGCGAAAGCCUAUAUCGCGCUAUGUGUGAUCUUGAAUGGUACAAACUCAAGCCAAGAGAGGCAAGAAAUCUUAUUUUAUUAAUGAGACGAGCCAAUCAAUCCUUCCGUAUCACGGCAGGAAAAAUAUUUCCUCUCACGAUGACAACAUUUUGCAGCUUAUUAAAAACAUCGGGUGGUUAUAUAUCGGUCUUACUGGCAUAUCGUAACUGAAUUAGGAACAUUCUUCUGGAAAUCCAACAUGACAU
Messenger RNA from Camponotus floridanus (Florida carpenter ant), 2929 nucleotides. RefSeq lists its product as uncharacterized. Gene Ontology annotation, molecular function: odorant binding; olfactory receptor activity. The coding region runs from base 438 to 2894 and encodes 818 amino acids. Gene Ontology annotation, biological process: detection of chemical stimulus involved in sensory perception of smell; sensory perception of smell. The transcript has 13 exons. Gene Ontology annotation, cellular component: plasma membrane. The record is from RefSeq and is a predicted model, not a curated record. NCBI's taxonomy places the organism in Eukaryota, Metazoa, Arthropoda, Insecta, Hymenoptera, Formicidae.